CUUCUCAGGGUUCGCCUUCCAAGAACUACUGCCACACCCUUUGCCUCUCUACCGGCUAGUUUCCUUCUACCACGCUCCUGUUCUCUCAGAUCUACGGCGACAAUAAAUGGACGAAAUUCAGAUCAAAGGCGCCGCCGGCGAGGAAGAAAUCGGAGACGACUUCUACGAGAAGAUCGAGGCUCCUAAGUUCGUGGACCUCACCGCACCCGAUCGUUGCCGCACCGACAACGAGGACCGUUACUGGUUCUGCCACCGUGUAGGAUGUGAUCAGAAGCAUGAAGAAGAAAUGGAUUCUGAAGCCAUUUAUAAGAAUUUUGUUCUUCGGGUUAUGGCAGCUAGGAGUCCAAGUGUUCGGCUUCGAAAAGCUCUUAAAGAUACAAGUUCAAAUUUGCAAUGUCCACGUACUGUUCCUGCUAAAUCUUCAAAGUCUAGAGUGUCAAGAUUGGCCAUGAUUUCAUCAAUUUCACAGAAGAUGGGUGACGCCAAAGCGAAAGUUAGACUUGUUCCUAAGCAGAAUGCAACCACCCCAAAUGUUAGGGCAGCAAAGCAAGCAUCUGCUAAAGCCUUGACUACUCCAAGGAACAAAAAGUGUCUCUCAAAUCCAGGUACUUUUAGUCUUCGGAACCCCAAACCGACUACCAUUGAGGUACCAAAGAGUAGAGUGGCGGCCAAGGCUUUGGUUUUUCAUUCUCCAAAGAAGGCAGUGAAGUUGAAGAAGUCUGUAGAAUUGAGUAGUUCCUUAAGAAAGAUAUGUGCAGGGAUGAAGAAGCUUGAUAUCACUGAUGCAAGUAAGAAGAAUGCAUUGGGGUGUAAUAGACCUUUAGAUACUUCAAGGAAACAACUAAGAGGAAGAGAGGUUAAAAGCCGGGUAUAUGAUUCUUUGAAUUCUCAGAAUCAGAAGAACAAGGAAGCUAAAUCUUUAAAAUGUUUGAAGAAAAAGAACAAGGAAAAAGACUUGCAGUUGUCCAGGGGGCCUAUGUCUCAUGAACGGAAUGAAAGGGACUCAACUGACAAGGAGAUUGAGGCGAAAUCGAAGGAUGGCUCUUUGGAAGUUUGCUCUACAUCAGGUACUUGUACGAACCCUUCAGAGAGCUUGGAGCAAACCAUAGAUGAGAAAGUCAAAAUUUCAUCCCUGUCAAAUUCUGGAGACAAUGAUGCUCCCAAAUCCCAAACUGGAGGGCACAAUGAAAGCAAUGAAAGGAUCAGCCCCGAAGAGAAUAUUGAACCAUGUUCAAAGGACAAGGAAAUCCCUGAAGCCGAGGAGAGUGAUGACAAAGAAAAUGCUUUGGCCUCUCACUCUAAAUCAAGUGAAAGCAAAGUCAUGGAAAAUGAAGAUAAGGAAAACACAUCAGCUUCUGAUGAAAACAGAAAAUUGAAUUGCACCACGGGAAAGUUGGUGAAAAAGGAUGUUCUUGGCAAGCAUGAGAUUUCCAAAAGCAUUCAAAAGGUAAACAAAUUAAUGAACAAGACAUUAAAAGUGAACUCCGCAUCUGCAGUCAACAGCGCUCAAGGGAUGAAGUACAGAAAACCUAAGCCCACAAAUCCGAAGCCUUUUCGGCUUAGAACUGAUGAAAGAGGAAUUUUGAAGGAAGCAAACUUGGAGAAGAAACAUUUUCAAGCACCUUUGAAAGAAACAACCACCGUUCCAGGAUCCCAAGCUGGAAACUUAUGGAGAAAACAUCAGAAUGUACAAAGAAAUGAAAAGUGCCUUGGACAAACUGAAACUGUUAAUUGUGCACUUGAAGGAACUGACAAUGAAUCAGAUACAAGAACACUAAAGGAUCUACCACAAACUAUGAAAACCUCAUGCUCGAGGAUUUCGAAAGGAGCUAUAGACAGAAAGCUUUCUACCACUCCACAGAAACGUACUGUGCCUAUGCAUCAGAAAACCAAAUUGGAAAAGACAGCUCAAAAAUCCGAGGGUACAUUGGAAAAGAUAAAAUCACCAUCUAUCAAACCACUAGUGAGACCACGAGGGGUUGCAUCAAGUAGGAAGACAUUGGUUUCAAACAUGAAACCGGGUCAACUUGGUGUAAUAAAGGAAACGUCACCUAGAAUGUCCAGAACCAAGGAAACAUCAGACCCUGACGAGAGUGGAACUUCCUUAGCUACUAAACCUCAGGGAAGAAGGCAUACAACCAUUCCCAAGGAACCCAACUUCCAUAGCAUUCAUGUGCCAAAAAGCUGCACAAGGAGAGUAUUGUAGUGCACCUGUAUCAUAAUCGUCAACCCUGUUUUCGUUGAAUUAGAUUUGCUUGCUGUGUUUUUAUUUACAUUAUCAUAAUCUUAAGGGAAAUAUUAAAUUCCUUUAAUGUAAUUGUUUGUAAGCUGUAACAUUUGUGAUACAAGAAUGAUUUGUAUUAAUUCAUUUACAAGAUAUAAAUAUUUUUAUUUGUGUCA
Molecule: messenger RNA, 2400 nt
Organism: Theobroma cacao (cacao)
Lineage: Eukaryota; Viridiplantae; Streptophyta; Magnoliopsida; Malvales; Malvaceae
Product: neurofilament heavy protein
Source: RefSeq, a predicted model, not a curated record